Messenger RNA from Morone saxatilis (striped sea-bass), 3240 nucleotides. Its product is annotated as zinc finger protein 431-like. The record is from RefSeq and is a predicted model, not a curated record. The coding region runs from base 1 to 2346 and encodes 781 amino acids. The transcript is spliced from 9 exons. Gene Ontology annotation, molecular function: RNA polymerase II cis-regulatory region sequence-specific DNA binding; DNA-binding transcription factor activity, RNA polymerase II-specific. Lineage: Eukaryota; Metazoa; Chordata; Actinopteri; Moronidae. Gene Ontology annotation, biological process: regulation of transcription by RNA polymerase II.
AUGAGAGAAAGACAGAAGACCCAGAGAGAUACCAAGAACGAGACCAGUGCCGGCUUCCCCAUUGGUGGCAACGGGGGCACCCCGCCCCCCCUUCCUGAGAACAAGAGCCGCAUCCUCAGAGCGGGACAGAGAACAACCAGCAGCAGCCAGACGGACGACACAAUGAUGGCAUGCAUGGGAUGUUUCCAGAAAAGUCUUCGGAGGCAUUCUGGAUACAAAGCACAGCGUCGUUCUCUGUUUCGUCAGGUCUUCGUCGGAGUAAAGGGACGGCGAGUCCGCUGGUACCUCACUGAGCAGAAGGAACCUGCAUGUGAAGAGGAGGAGGAGGAGGAAGAGGAGGAGGAAGAGGCUGGAGAAGGUGAACUCCCUGAGGAGGAACAGCAGCACACAAAUGUGGAGGACUCGGGGAGCCGGGACGUCUCAGGCCACGUUGAGGAAGACGAGGGUGAAGAUGUGGAGGAGGAGUCUGCUGAGGAGCCAGUACAGAACACAAGUCUAGAUCAGGAGGAUCUGAGGGACCCAGAAUAUCAGACAGCAACAAGAGGUCAGUCUGUGAAGAUGAAGGGCAGGAGACGGGAUCUUCUAAAACUCAGAGUCUGUCUGUUACAGGAUCACACCAAUGUGCUCAAAAUGGGGGUGUUGAAGUCCCCGGUUAACGAGCUGAAGUGUCCCCGAGGCCUACGGGAGCCCGACUUCCUGAACCUGCUGAGGUCCACCUUCCCUCAGGUGACCGGACAGUUUGACGUCUUCACAGUCGACGCAACCAGGAAACUGACGCCACUGCAACUACAAACACUGACACCAGAAGAGAUCCAAAGGUCCAUCAAAUCCACGGGGAAAGGAAGAUCGGCUUUGUAUAUCCGAGCACAGAGAGCAGAGAAAUCGCUGAUCAACACGGAGCAACCUCCUCCUCCAGAGAGCGAAGACGAAGCCACCAGUGACGCAGGAAACGCUGAUUCUGUGGACACCAACAGAGUCAAUCGUCUGUCCAACAACUCGAGACGGCAACAACAGAUUGAAACAGCGGAGGACGGAGAACAACGCGGAUUAUCGGAUGACUUUAGCGCCCUUUCUCCUGCUGAGAGCGACGGGGACAACGAAGAAGACGAAGAGGAAGAGGAAGAGGUGGAGAAAGAUGGCAGAGAUGACGACUGGAAACCAGACAGGAAAGAGGAAGGGCUGAGUGACGGCGAAGCUGAAGCGAACUCAUCGAAGACGGCGAGGAGAAGGAGGCGAGUUGAUCAUUCAGGUGUAAAAACAAAAAGAAGGAAGCAGAUGCAGUCGUCUCUGAAGGCGGCGACCGAUGGCGGCGACGCUCCGUCCUGUAAAGUCUGCGGAGCGCUGCACAGGUCAAAGACCAUGCUGAUUAAACAUGCCUUGAGUCACGUGGACGACUCAGAGCGGCGUUGUGGAGUGUGUGGAGAACAUUCAGAGUCUGCUGAGGAGCUGGGGAGCCAUCUCGAAAGUCACCAGAAAACUCACAGCUGCAACAUCUGUGGAAAGUCUUUCCUCACUGUUGGCAGCCUAGAGAGACACGCUACUCUGCACACAGGAGAGAAACCGUACAAAUGUGACAUCUGCCAUAAAGCGUAUGCACAUAAGGCAGGUUUAAGGAACCACGGGUGGGAACAUGUGGAGGAUAAACCCCACAAAUGUGACCUCUGUAGUCGGUCUUUUGCUUUCAAACAGCAGCUGAGGGUUCACAGCAGCACCCACACAGGUGAGAAGCCGUAUCGCUGCGACGUGUGCGGGAAAUGUGUCGCUGACUUGCGAGCUUUAUCCCGACACAAAUUGGGUCACAUAGGGGAAAAACGUUAUGCCUGUCAGGUCUGUGGGAAGAGAUUUUUAAUUCCAGCCAAAGUGAAAGAACAUGCGAAAAUUCACACAACCCGAGACCGAACGUACCUCUGCGACGUUUGCUGCAAAAUGUUUCACACACGAGGUCAGCUGAAGGUUCACAUGAAAACACACAGCGAGGAGAAGAUCAUGUGCAGCGAAUGCGGCAAAGGUUUGUCGGGUCGAGGAGCUCUGAGGAGACACAUGAUGAUCCACACUGGGGAGAGACCGUACGAGUGCUCGAAGUGCGGGCGAACCUUUAACACUCAGAGUAUUCUCAGAGAACAUCUGAAAACACACUCUGACGUCAAACAGUUUGUCUGCGGGGUUUGUGGGAAAGCGUGCGCUCGCAAAUAUUAUCUGACUGUCCACAUGAGGACCCACAACGGAGAGAAACCGUACCAGUGCAGCCUCUGCGACAAAGCCUUCACUCAGAGCCACUGUCUGAAAACACACAUGAGGAGCCACCAAGGGAAAGAGACGUCAGAACUGGAUGGACUGAAGUCCUGAAAGGGUCUGUUCCUUUUCUACAUAAAGAAAACUGAACGUGUUCCCUAAAGCUCGAUGUGCCGAGUGUCUCGUUAAUAACGGAGCAAUCAAACAGCGUGGCACUAAGUGUUCACUGUAGCUUCAUCAGGUCUGUGCUGAUAAAGUAAAACUAUCUGCACCAGAGAACUUCAGUGUGUCUCUGCAGUGUGACUGUCGACUGUACAGGACGGACACAGCGAGGGCAGAUUGUCACUAGUUAAUCAAUCAGAUAUUUGUACUGCGAGUGAGAGCUGAUAAUGUUAAUGUCCCGAUCUGAUCUCAACAAUCUGUAUCCCCACCGAUCAGGGCGUUCUUUAUUUGAUUGGUGUCGGCUACUUUGAGCUCUACUGAUCCGAUUUUUUGUUUUCCGUCAGCUGUUUUUACUCUGGAAGCUUUUAUGUGCCUCUGCUCGGAGAGAUCUGACAGAACCAGACUCGACAGGCCACUGAAAGAGCAACAAAACCCAAUAAAUAAAAAUAAUUAAUUGAUGUAAUCGGCUCAACAGAUGUUCAAAUAAUGAAAAUAAAGCGUCAGCCAUAAAGCGUGUAGACAAGCUCAGGUUGCAGUAUAUUAAUUACUGAACUAAAAGCCUCGGGGAGAGUCAGCGAGUGGACGACUGCUGUAUAAUUACAGCUUCAAUAAACAGUGAGAGUCGGUAUGUGACAAAGAAUAGAAACUAAAGACGUGAACGUGGACAGAAAGGUUGAUUGUUAGUGUCUGUUACACAGCUGUUACAUUAUCAUCCCGUUGUGUCGUGAUGCAACUGCGUUUCUGUGGUUUAUUGUAUGUUAAAUGUUUUUUCUACUGAAUGAAAUCAUUGACUCAUCGUUGUUUGUUUGUUGGUCAAAUAUUAAUGAAGUAAAUAUUCUAAAUGCC